Molecule: messenger RNA, 3100 nt
Organism: Caenorhabditis auriculariae
Lineage: Eukaryota; Metazoa; Nematoda; Chromadorea; Rhabditida; Rhabditidae
Source: the annotation of a GenBank genome assembly
AUGAUGGGAAACGAAGAGGCGGAAAGCGAUGCAGAACAAGAACGAGAGCUACCAGAUAGCCAAGAAGAGUACUCCGAAGGAGAGGAAGUCGUAGACCUUGACGAAAACGCUGGUCAAGAACGACGAGAAAUAUUAGUAGCAGAGAGAGCAGAAUCGAGGAGUGAGAAACGAAAUGAAUGAGUAAAUAAAAAGAACAGCUGUAGGAAAUUUGAGUGAUCGAUACGUCUAUUUACUGCAAAGAGAAGUUUCGAACUUCAUGACAAGCACACAAGUGGACGAUAUGUUUGAGGACGCCGCGGUGAUUGCGGAGGUACCCGUAAUUUUCAGAAUGAAUUACGAGAAGUACAAGGUAGACUUCUUGAGAAAGUAACAGGUUUUGGAAAAAGAGUGACCUAGUCGAUUAAGGUUUGAAUUGAAAGAAAAAAACUUUUUGUCGAUGCGGCUUAAACGUGAUGAGCGAAAGAUCGAGAUGCGUGAAUUUUGAUUGUGGAGAGUAAGUUGAAAAGAGAAAGAAUUCAUUUGUGUUCAGAGAAAUACCAAAAGCGAGCACGUCUUCAGAAAGAGGAAAAGUGUUGCUAGCCAAUCUGAUUCCUCAAUUGGAGGGAGUUUUAAAAGACGAAUUAACGACAAUAUUGAAAGUACACGACAAUCAUCAUCAAGGCGUUGUCGACGGGGAUGGAAGCUAUGAAGCAUCGAAAUCUUUCGCAGUGAGAAUGAUGUUGAGACCAAAAAAAAAAAAAAAAUUUCCUUUAGGAAUUUUGCGAAACGAAAGACGAGUUUGGAAAAAAAGUUGUGAGGCUUAGUGCUAUUCUAACUACUGACGGGUUUUCUUACGAAAGCAAGGGAGUGAAGAGGUCACAAGUUUGGCCAAUCACUAUGGCUCUUCUAGACCUUCCAGCCUCAAAAAGGUUUUUAACGAGAAACCUAUUGACAGCAGGGUUGUAUCGUGGACAGCAUAAACCGAGUUUACCGGGUAGGACGAAACAGAUUUCAAAAAAACGCAAGAUUUUCAGAAUGGAAUGAACUGAGUGGCCACGUUCUGGACGAAAUUAGACAGUUCCCAGUGUUUGCCGUCAACGGAGAAGCCCAGUAUGAAGUACACUUCAAAAUAGCUCUUGCUGUUCUCGACUUUGAGGUAGUUUAGGAAACAAAUUGAAUAGAGAAGUAUCUUUCUAGGCUUUGAGAUCAGCUUACCGGAUAAGGCUCUAUGAGUCGGGUGUGUGCAACUGGUGCGAUAUACAAGGAAUACGGCUGAAUGGAGCGCCAAGGUACUCAUGUGAAAGAGGAACGGAAAAAUCGGACGACUAUCACAAGAUGAGCAGUGAGAACAGUAGCAAUGAGUACAAAGGUAAAAAAAAAAAUUAAUGCAAAAAGCGAUCUCAAAAAUGCAGAGAAGGCUCUGUUCCAAAGACUUGUUAGUCCUGCUCGUGCUGUUGUUGAUUCCCUUCAUGUGAUAGCAGAGGGGUUUUUGAAAAGUAUAUACAAAGGUGGAGUGAGAGGAAAAGUGGAAUAAUUCUUCUCGUAUCAUACUCAGAUAUCGAGCAGACCAACAAAUUCAGACCUCGGCUCCGAGUGAACACGAAAAUUUUGGAGGAAGUCGAGAAAAUUGGGUAGUCGUUUAUGUAUUAAAAACUGAUUCCAUUCUUAUUGCAAUUAGAGUUAAUUUAUAUUUAAAAAGUGUCGAACUGUAGUUGAUAUCAAUUAAGAUCACGCUAAUUUCGAGCUUGUAGUGGGAAAACGAAGCUACCGACGUAUAUAAGCGCUCGACUAAUAUCUUUGACCAACACAGCUGUGAUGUCAGCAAAAGAGCUGUUGAUGGUCUGAAAGAUUGGGAAAAAAAUUUUCAGUUCUCGUACUGUAGGCUUCGCAUUUGGUUCUACCGAUCAUAUGCCUCGAGAAGUACAUUGAUGAUGACAUAACGGCUUCCUACACGUUGGCCAUUAGCUGCAUAUUGCGAGCACUUUAUAGUGAGGGACUCGGCAAAAAGGAAUUGUGUGAAAUGGCCUAGUGCGAUUGAAUCUCUUGGAUCGAUGUGGGAAGCAGUGUUCAGCCCGAAACCACGACAAUAAAAAAACGCAUGUAUGUGGAAAAGAAAUCCUACUGACCUAAGCAAUUUUUAGGCUUUCUUUGCUCAUUUACCGACCCAGCUUCGCCAGUGCGGCAACGUUAUCGAUCUUGACAGCAGCGGAUUCGAACAUUCAUAUAUGGAUUAUAAAAAUUCAACUGAACCCUCACAACACGAGAAACUUCGAUUUUGUCAGCACUGGAAAGGUUAAAAAAAGACCAAAGGAACCCAUCCAACAACAUAAUUUAGACUGUUACUAUCUCGGCACUCUCUAUCAGAAAUGGAAAGCCGGAGCGUCGAUACAGCGAUACGCGGGCUUCGACGUUUAUACGAACGCCGGCAAAGAAAUCGGUGGGAAAUAUGUUGAAAGAGCAUUUAACGGUUCUCUAGGGACAGCGAACGGGCGGUUUAUUUUUUUCGCGGCGGAGGUAGAUCAUGGCGACUAUCAAUGCGCCUUCCACAAAAGGCUGGAUUAAUGAUUCAUUUAUUUUUUUAAUUUGUAUUUCGUUGAUCAAAAAGAAAACCUCUAAACUAUUGAAAUUAUAGUAAACGAAAAAGUAAAUUCAAUAGAAACAGAAAUAAUUCAUCAAGUGAGGAUAAAGGCGCACACAUGGCUGCCAUGAUCUACCAUCGCCGCGCAAGUUAAACCGCCCGUUCGCUGUCCCAAGCCAGCCGUGAACUGGCUAUAUGAGAUAAUAGAGUUAAUAAAAGAAAUGGAGUGAAAUGAAUGGCAAAAAGAGAAAAUUGUUAUAGGAAACGUGGAGCAAAGCCUAUCACCAAUGCUGAUCCACACCUAGCUGGAAAACCAGCACGACACCCGCUACCAAACGCCUAUGCCUAUCCGUCCUACCAUGCUUUGCUGCAAGAAAUCGGAAGCGAACGCAGCAUAGUCAUAUAGUAAUUUGAAAGACGAAAUUUAUAAUCUUUUGUAAAUUCAGUCCGAGAGUUUACACACGCGGCAUGACCCUUUGCCAGUCACUUAUAUUGGGGAGAGCCAGAGACAACGCAACAAGACGUCGUGUCAUUCUACUCUAA